AUGGCCGGCAAGGGCUGCGCGCCCAAGCCUUGCCUGCUCGCUAAUGCAUGGCUGUGCCAAGGGCAGACAUCUGGAAGCCCUGCCAACUGUUUGUAUUGCCCGGCGGCUGCCUCAACUUUAUCGCCCUUCCCUAAGCCCGGCCACCGGAUUCCUUUGGAUAUUCGUUUUUUUUCGUUAUGGAUUCGGAGGGCGCGAACUUUUUCCAAGCCCCGGAGGCUCUACCGCCCAGAUGCCGCCGACAUUAUCGAAGGUAGCGAAGAGGGACGAAGCGUACUGGAAGGCGCGGUGGGGACGGCAUUGAUUGUCCUCAAAUCUGCUCCUGUGCCUCACGGAGACCCACCCGCCUGUGUCCCAAGCAGUGCCACCGACAUCGAAUGCAGUGAAGAGGAACGAAGCAUGCCGGGCGACGCAGUCAAGAUGCCAGCGCUGGCUAUCUUUACAGCUGCUCCUACACCCAAAGAAGGUCCAUAUGAUCGUGUUUGGAAUUGGCUGCUCUCCUGCACCACGGACCAAGAUAAGCAAGACUUGUCGAUGGCCAUAGCUGCAAAGCAAAGGCCUCGGCGAAGGAAUAUGUAG
This is a messenger RNA of Gaeumannomyces tritici R3-111a-1, 576 nucleotides long. RefSeq lists its product as hypothetical. The transcript has 3 exons. Lineage: Eukaryota; Fungi; Ascomycota; Sordariomycetes; Magnaporthales; Magnaporthaceae. The record is from RefSeq and is a predicted model, not a curated record. Bases 1 to 576 code for a protein of 191 amino acids.